GGCCUCAGUUCUAAUUGCAUACUCGAGUUUGAAACACGUAUAUCCAAGAAAAUGUUCUCACCGCGUCUCUUUGCGGUUUUCAUCGCUUUCGCCGGUUUCGCAACGGUAACGGCUUUGCCUGCCCGGGACAAAGAAGUUAUCGCGCAGCCCGUCACUAUUACAGAUGACCAGUUCACGUUCCCAUGGCUGAACCUUUCGCCAUUCAGUCUGUUUGCUCCUCUGUGGAAACUGAUCCCCACUUUUGUGGACAUCGGGCCAAGAAUCUACGCUGACGAUGACAAGUUCAAGGUCGUUGUCAACGUUAAGGACUACAAGAAAGACAACCUUAAAGUUAAAGUAAAGGGAGACUUUAUCUUCGUCCAAGGAUCGCAAGAAGCUAAAGAAGACGACCAUGACGUGUUCGCCAGCCAGUUCUUCCACACCUACAGCCUACCUGUGAACUCGAGUGCUGCUGAUGUUACGGCUGAGCUGACUUCCGAUGGAUACCUCGUCGUGACGGCGCCGAUCAGCGAAAAUGUUGAUAAAACGAAAAAUACAGAGCGCGUUGUACCUAUUGUCGAGACUGGCGCUCCGUACAAGAAGGACGAGCCUGUAGAAAAGACGACAGUAGAAACCUUGGACGUUUCUACGACUCAGGAGCCGAAGACAUCAGCUCCAGCGGUAGUGACUGCAGCACCGGAACCCGAGGAGAAGAAAGAACCGACCACGCCCUCCGAACUCGAUGAAGCGACAGAAAAAGACAACGUGAUCCCACACGGAAACGAAGUUUCUGCUUAAGUGAUAAUUUAGUAUACGCAUUUAAUGAUAUCAGUAUUUAAUAAAAUAUUUUUUUGUAUGUAAA
Bombyx mandarina (wild silkworm) is the source of this 841-nucleotide messenger RNA. RefSeq names its product alpha-crystallin A chain. Gene Ontology annotation, biological process: response to heat; protein refolding. Lineage: Eukaryota; Metazoa; Arthropoda; Insecta; Lepidoptera; Bombycidae. Gene Ontology annotation, cellular component: nucleus; cytoplasm. The record is from RefSeq and is a predicted model, not a curated record.